UUAUAAUCAAAAUGGAAGGACGACGAUCAAGAAAUCGAAAAUAAGAAUAAUAUCAUUAUUUUAAACAGAUUUAUACAGAUUAUUAACACAAUGACAGACAUGGAGAGUGGGUCUUCAUCUCAUUUGAACAGCCUACCAUCAGAUUUUUCUGAUGUUCAACCCAAGACAUAUGACCCAAAUUUCAUCUCCCAAAUUAGCAGUAGAAUGCAGAUUCCAGACAGGCUAAAUGCUGUUGAGGGAGCUCCUGAUUCAAGGCAGUAUAAUUAUCCCACUCAGAUGGCUGCUGUCAGUAUGCAGGUUCCUGACACUAUUAGUUUACAUGGAAAUACUCCAGGUCGUGACAAGUUAGAAAGAUUUGAUUUUGGAGGAAGAGGAGAUAUGAAUUAUGUAGGACUACUAACGCCACCUAGGACACUCACAAUGGAAGAAGCUUUUCCAGAAAAUUCAAUGACAGACAAUGCUGAGGAAACUGUUCAAAGACCUACACAUACUUCUUUACCCAAUGGAGAUACCCGUGGCCCAGUAAUGUUUACACCAGGAGCUUCACUUAGUGACUCACUGUUAAUCACUGAAGAGGAUGACGCAACCCAGAUACGUACACAGGUGGCCAAACUGUCCAGACGUCUGGCCAGUCUAGAACAGGAAAACCAGAGACGGAGUACCAGAGAAGUGAUUCUACACCUACCAGUCAUUAUAUACUUGUGUGCAAAAAUAUAUUCUUGGCUAUUCAGAUCGAAAUGAAGCAGUGUUGAGAAAAAAUUCAAAUAUGCCUGGUCACAGAAAGGAUAUUUAUAACAUUACAUUUACAUUUUUAAGAGAAUUAAAUGAAUAAGGCCUUUUAAUAUUCUGUAUAUUAUAAGAUGAAAUUUAAAUUAAGCCCAGUCACUUAAAGGUUAUUUAUUACAUUACAUUUGCAUUUUUUAGAGCAUUAAAUUAAUAAUCCUUUUUUAACUUGUAUAUAUUAAUAAGUAAAAUAUACAAAAUGGUUUGCCUGGUCAUAUGAGGGCUAUUUCAUUUGAAUCUAAUGGACCAAGCCUUUGUGUUAUCUAUAUAUGUAUUUUAAAUACUGUUAAUUCUGAAAGUAUUGCAUGCAUUUUUUAAUGCGAUUUCGACAUGACAGAACAAAAUGAGACAAUAAUUAUCGUGAUUACAGGAAAAACUGCAUACAAAUAUAUGUGUCAGAUAUCAGAAUGCUAGUUCUUAUUAUUGCGAUAAUCACCCAGUCACAAUUUUUUCGCUAAAAUAAAAAUCUCACAAUAAUUUCUGAAUUUACAGUAUAUGUUAUUUCAUAAUUUUUACUGCUAAAACAAUUCUUACAACUUAAAAAUUUAUCAGACUUUAAAAUCAAAAUGAAAUAAUCCUAGAAUUUAUCACUGUACAGUUGACCUAUUUAAUCAUAUUUUUAGAUUUAUAUUGACUAUUUCAGUUCUUUGUAGCUCAGCAAUCCAGGGAUGACAUUCAAGUCCUUGAUAAAGCUUUUUUUUUAUAAUUAAGAAAUUUCUUUUGUAAAUCAUGUGUUAAUUGAAGUGGAAUUGUACACUAGUGCUUGACCAGAAUUCCUCAUUGUAGUUACUAGUAACUAGUACUUAUCAUGCAUUGUAUAAAUUGCUUUUGCAUGCAAAUCACUCAAUCAGUAAAAUAUAAACAGAUUCAUACUAUUUGAAAUAACACACACAUUAUUGUUUUUAUUUAGGUCAUGUAGGUGUGAAUAUGUAAGGAAGGCCGUUCUUUUGAAAAGAUGCUGUCUGGUUUAGCUUUGUUAAAAAAAAUAAAUUUAUUCAAAUCUUAAGAUUGACAUAUUCAUAUAUGCAGUCAGUAGUAACAAAAUCUUUUUUUCACUUUUCUUUUUUAAAGUACUAGUAUGUUUAUGCCAGCGUUUCUUAUUCAGGACCUUUUAAUUUUAAAAACUAUCAAGUUUAGAUUUGAAAAAUAGAGGUACUGAGAAACAUCAAAAAAAGCUGAGGCUAAUUGACAAAUAAAAAAAUCAAAAAAAUGUAAAUACAUACAUUGCUGAAAGUAACUGGUAUUGCAUGCUUUGACCUGUCAAUACACCUUAUCGCUAUUUACUCCAAUCCGGAUAAGUUCUGUAAUUACACAACUUUUACAUCCAGUUGAUCUAUCUAGGGCCCUGUUUAAACUGUGUAUUGUGCAUAAAACUUUUCAAAGAGAAAUGUUUAAACCAUCGUAAACACAUGAAACACUUCAAACAAAGAAUUUUUAUGAUUUUAAUUUGUGUUUUAAAAAAGUGGAUCAAUAUCUAUCAUAGUUUCAAAAUGUCUGCUUUCUAAACAUUUUCCUUCCUGAGCUUGUUACUGAUGGCCUUUGUAGUUGCAAUUCUUGAACCAAACAGGAAGUUGUCUAAAUGACUGCUUUUUCAGGAUUCGACCAAAUAGCGAUAAGGAGUAUAGUAUUGUACAUGUUCUAUGUAUAACAUACGACAACUAUCCAGGAUUUGAGUAUUUUUUGCAUGUUUGAUAUUUUUCGCUUUUCGUAUGUUCUUGCAAACUCAUCAUAUAAUCAGGACCCUUUAUACAUCACACAAUUUUACUUCAGUACAUUUUUUUAAUGUCGUAGUUUUCAUUUGGUUCAACAAAAUGCACAUUUUGUUUUGAUUUAUCUUAAAAAAUUAAUCAACUGUCGGACAGUUAAAAUUGAAUGCCUUCCAUAUCAAUUUCAAAAAGCAUGCUUUUGUAAAUAAAUGAAAUCGGCCUGUCUAUCUAUGUAUUUUUGUUUUGAUACAAUAUUGAUUCCUGACAUUAUGUCAUACAUUGCAAUACAUUAGUAUGAGGUAUAAUCAGUGUUAUUUCUUUGCUCAGUUGUUGUUUUUUAACGAAAAAAAAUUAAUAAAAAAUGUAUAAUAA
Mytilus californianus (California mussel) is the source of this 2861-nucleotide messenger RNA. RefSeq names its product mitochondrial fission factor-like. The transcript is spliced from 4 exons. Bases 91 to 741 code for a protein of 216 amino acids. Lineage: Eukaryota; Metazoa; Mollusca; Bivalvia; Mytilida; Mytilidae. The record is from RefSeq and is a predicted model, not a curated record.